This is a messenger RNA of Microstroma glucosiphilum, 4274 nucleotides long. RefSeq lists its product as hypothetical. The record is from RefSeq and is a predicted model, not a curated record. The coding region runs from base 231 to 3860 and encodes 1209 amino acids. Gene Ontology annotation, molecular function: protein binding. The transcript is spliced from 3 exons. Gene Ontology annotation, biological process: ERAD pathway. Gene Ontology annotation, cellular component: endoplasmic reticulum membrane. Lineage: Eukaryota; Fungi; Basidiomycota; Exobasidiomycetes; Microstromatales; Microstromataceae.
CGAAGGGGCCAUCCCAGAAUACAUCCCUCACCUGUCAUUGCUACACUUUCCCUGCCGACCUCUCGACCUGUCAGUAUCUUGCACGCUGUCAUGGUCAGAGCAACCUUCUCAUCAUAGAUCGCGAACUCGAACGUCUCCUCGCCACUGCUGCCAAAACCAGCUGGACCAGAGGACUUUCAGAAGACCCACCCCCAAUCGUCACCUCGUCAUCCUUUUGAAGGCCAGAGACCAUGGCGACCCGCUUGAGGCUUUGGGCAGUCUUUCUCAUUGUCGUCAGCUUGCUCGCUAGUCUACCUGGCGAGACGUAUGGACAGAAGGAGGAGUCGCAUCCUGAUCGCCGCGUCACUGUGGAAGAUGAGGUACAAAGGGGGACUGUCUUCAGCACUUCAGGCCGGGUUGACCAUGCUACGUCUGCAUGGCCAGAAAGAGGCAAUGGCAAUGGUGUGCACAACAUGUCUUCCGACGAAGCCUACCAGUCCGCCCUGAUCCUCCUCAGAUCCGUGAUAGAGCCAUCGGCAUUACAAGAGCCAAUUGCAUAUACCCAGACAAAUCGCAAGUCACCGUCAAGAACCAAGAGCUCUGCCAAAACUUCCGUUUCAUCUGGAUCCUCUUCCCCUCUCCAUCAGCCCUCGGCCCAGGACAAAGCUCGUGUGACUCUGUCGGAUUUGUCGCCGUACCUGACCUUUCUCACAUCCUGGGGCCCAUUUGGAACGAUGCUCAGGCUUUCAGUCAAGAUCAAGUAUUCUCUUUAUGCUUUUGCUCACUGGCUCAGAGCGCAUGUCCCUUUCUCAGGUUCGGGUGCGGGAUUGCCAAGUCUGCUUCGGGGCGGCAAUGGCCGGUCUGAACAUGUCUUGGACUCGAGAAGACCCCACGCCUGGACGGGAGAGCGAGCCGCUCAGCUUUGGCCAGAGUGGGAAGUUGGAGGUGGCGAUUCGGCCCUCCAUGGCCCUUUCCUGCUCAAGGGCUGGCAGAGCGAAAGCGAGUCGAGCGACUCCUCCCUCCUUACAAAGCAGAUCCUCAAGUGGAUCUCGUCCACCACAAUAGGCGGUAAACGGCUGGGCAGAAGCUCGCACACGGACUCGCAAGCUGCCGACAAUGUCUCUGAGGCGCUCGCCCUCCUGCAACAUGCAGGUUACCCACCUCGGCCACACCGGGCAUCAGCAGACGCUCUCUGGGUACUGGCGCAACAUUAUAUUCUAGGAACACAUGGCGCAGAGCCUCGGCCGUGGCUUGCCAUCCCGCAUUUGACGACUCUGGUAGAGGAAGUGAAGCCCGGCAAUGCAAGUGCUCGCAAUCUGCUUGCAUGGCUAGAGGGCUCGAAUGAGAUGUGGAGGGCCUGGGGAAGACCAACGAGUGCUGAGGAGUGGCCAGGACAGAGUCAAAGCAUGGCUCUACUUCACCACACAUUCGCCGCUCGCGAAGGCGACUACGCCUCCCAGAUGGCUCUAGCAUAUCGCAGUCUUGUCGGCAUCGGAACCACGCCAGACUGUACGGAAGCCCUCAAGUGGUACGAGCGGGCAGCCUCGCAGUCUCAGGCGCGCUUCCAGCAGGGGCCUCCGGGCGGCCUGACGCCUCCGUAUACCCACUUGCGACUGUCAGACCUCUUCGGAGGAGUCUACGGCCCUGGAGCCUCAGCAGCGUCGACUGGGCCGGCAGCACACCGUCCGGCCAUCCAGGCUGCUCUUCAGUUCCUCCCUUCGACAAACUCUCCUACUUCAAUGGGAACAAGAGACCCUUCCCGACUCAACGAUCUGCUCGCCUUUUAUUCUUACCAUGCCAAUGGAGGCUCCCUCAGUCAUACACUCUGGCUGGCCCGCAUCUACUAUCAGGGCAGCAUCUAUGGUGCGAGCGAGAGCGCAGGUCAGGUACCGCGAGACUACACCAAAGCGCGAGAGCUCGCAAGUAAGGUCGCCAGGAUGGUCUGGCCUGUGGACAUUACGAACCUCAGGAUGGUCAAGGGCAGGCGAGUCACAAGAAACUCCAAUGACCGCAACGCGCAAGGAGGCGAAGAGGACCCCAUUCUCAAGACGGAGGGGUCCGUCAGAUCGCUCGCUGGUUCCGCAGCUGCCUUGUUGGGACGGAUGUACCUCCGAGGAGAAGGCGUGCCAGUCGACUACGCCAGAGCCUGGUACUGGUUCUGGAGAGGUAGCGAGGUGGGGGACCGAGACUGCAAGUAUGGUUUCGGUCUGAUGAGAAGCCUGGGGAUGGCUCCGGACCAAUGGGUCAAGAAAGAUGGCAAGAUCAUCAGAGAGGGGCAGAACAUAGAUCGCAAAAGAGCUAUCGAGAUGUGGGACGAUGCUGUCAAGUCCUCUCUCAGCGGUCACGCCGAGUCGAGUGUCGCCUUGGGCAAGAUACAUCUUCAGAUGGGAGACCUGACGUCAGCUGGAGCCCACUUUGCGACUGCCGUCAGGACUGGAUCACCCUUUGAAGGCUUCUACUUCCUUGGGCUUGUCAAUGCCAAGGUCUACAAGCAGUCCUUGGCGACGUUGAGCCCUCCGGGCGCGAACGACAAUCGUUGCCAAGCAGCCGUAUCCUUCUUCAAGCACGCAGCCGAGCGAGGGGACUGGGAAUCCCCGGUCUUUGCUCGAGGAGUGCGCGCUUGGGAGUUGGGAGACAAGAAGCGAGCACUGAUCUAUUGGUCCAUGGCUGCAGAAAGAGGCGACGAGGUGGCGCAGAACAAUGUCGCGUGGAUCUUAGACAGAGAUAAGAGGCGAUGGAAGGUGCCGCGCCUUGAUGGUCCCCCAGACACGUCAUCCGAUCGACUUGCCUUGAUGUACUGGACGCGGUCGGCUGCGCAGGACAAUGUUGAUGCUCUUGUCAAGCUCGGAGACUACUACUACUACGGCAUCGGCCUGCCAUCGGCUUCCUCUAAUGACAGCAGUGGCGAGCCAGAGUACGAGAAGGCGCUGGCGUGCUAUGCAUCUGCGGCAGAUCGACAAGUCUCUGCUCUGGCCUACUGGAACUUGGGCCACCUGUACGAAGCUGGAUUAGGCGUUCCGCGGCGCGACUUCCAUCUCGCGAAGCGCUACUAUGACAUGGCGGUAGAGAUCAACAGCGAGGCUUACCUGCCCGUCCUGCUCAGUCUGAUCCGGCUGCACAUCAAAGCUUUAUGGGCAACUGUCUGGAAGCGUGAGGAGAGCGCUGUGGCCCUCUUCAGCAGCUAUGCGGGUGCCGGCAACGGAGUUCUGGGCGGAUACACCGAAGCCGAGGAGGAGCUGUUACGCGCUGCUGGUGGAGGUAGGGAAGACGACGAGGAAUUCUACUUUAAUGAAGAGGGAGGAGACCUCAACUUGCCAGAGACGUGGGACCUGAGGCGUAACGCAAGAGGGGGACAACAGGCGCAUCAACGCCAGCAGCCUCGCCCUGGUCAACAACAGCAGCCACCUCAGCAGCAGCAACCUCCUCCACCACAACAACAGCAGCAGCAGCAGGCGGCACCACAACAGCAAGGCGGAGCACCUCCACCCAAGGGCGCUCCCAAUACAGCUGGCAGAGGCGGCGGCAGCGGAAGAGGUAACGGCGGUGACGCAAGCGACGGCGGUGUUUUGAUGUCUCUCUCCGAGGAAGAAGCCGACGCGAUGAUCGAGGGCGCAAUGAUGGUCAUUGGCCUCUCUGCCCUUGCCAUGCUCGUCUAUGCCCGUCAAGCCGCUCAAGCCCGUGCAGAGCAGGAGCGACGCGAAGAGGAGCGUCGUAGGCAAGAAGUGCGGAACCACAUCGUCGUUGCAGAAGGUGGGGGACAGGCGGCGGGAGAAGCACUUAGAGCGCAAGAGGCCGAAUGGCAUCGGAGGGAUCAACAGCCUGGUGGACCGAGGUACGCUGGUGGACUGCCUUGGCCACCGGGACCUGAGGUGGGUUUGUAAAAGGAGAAGUCCGCCCAGCAGGUUGGCGAAAGAGUUGGUGGACAUUGCCUCUGUGAUGUGAGAUCCUUAUCGAUCCGAGCAGGGACCAAGGGAACGUCUCUGACCUUGUUCCUGAAUCUUCAAAAUCUAUAAUGACAAGACUUUUGGUAUUUUAUUUUUUGCCGAAGAUGAUGCCGAGGAUGAAAAACGCCUCGAUCUACACUGUCGGUCUUGUGUGGGUGGGGUAUGCUCUCCGUCCCUGCAAUCACAUACGCAGCCUGCACCACACCCGUCUUGGUAUCGUCAGUCCAAUCCCAAGAUCCAGUCUCAAGCUCCAAACUCCAAGCUCCAGCUCAAUUCUUUACAUUCUUCAUCCCCUCCAACCUCCUUACAAACUCUCUCAAUUCAUCGCCCUUGAUCUUAUACCCCUCGCGC